AUGGCUACCGACAUUAAGGCGCCGCUGCUGGUACACACGGAGGAUCUAGAGGGUAGUGGUACAUCUUCGGACUCCGCCAGAUCCUACUAUGGCGGUGUGAAAAUCGCGGAGGAUGUCAUUUCGCCAGUGCUUGCCAACGAGGUCCCGCAAGGUCGACAUUUGGGCUUAUUUUCUACUGUAGUCAUGUUCGUUUCGCGGAUUGUAGGGUCGGGCAUAUUCGCCACGCCCAGCACCAUGUUCGUGAACUGUGGCGGCAAUGCACUGUUGUUUGUGACAGUGUGGAUAGUCGCGAUGCUAGCGGCGUUUUCCGGGUUAUAUUUGUACUUAGAGUUCGGGUGCCUUUUGCCACGAUCAGGAGGACCGAAGAACUUCCUAGAGGCUGUCUAUGACCGCCCUAGGAUGAUGAUGAGCGUGGCGUUUGCAUCCUUUAGCGUUCUAACUGGCUUUACAGUAUCUGGCGCAAUUGUGUUUGGGAAAUAUACGCUCUACGCGCUGGGAUUCGACCGGAAAUAUGUCAACGAGGACUCUGCAAUGUGCAACUAUAUUGGUGCAGCUGCGGUGAUGCUCAUUGUGGUGAUCCACGGCUCUUCAGUCAAGCAUGGGAUCAUUGUACAAAAUAUUCUAGGAGGUAUGAAGUUCCUGUUGAUUGCAGUCAUGUCUGUUACGGGGAUCUACGCAGUGUUUUUCUUCGACACGCGUGCUGAUGACCAAAACCCUGCCUAUUACGUGAAGUCGCACUUUUGGGAAUCUCGCGACAGUUCUCUAAUCACUGCCUCGUCGCUUACAGCUUCAUUCAUGCAGGCGUUUUUUUGUUUCUCCGGCUGGGACGGAGUGCACUCUGUUGUAUCAGAGGUUAAAGACCCUGUCCGCACCAUGAGAAUUGCAGGUCCAUUUUCAUUGUUAAUUGCAUUUGGCUGUUACAUGCUUUUGAACUUUGCGUACUUAUUUGUUUUAUCUUGGGAGGAGAUUCAGGGAGCUGGCCCGCUCAUAGGCUCGAUACUUUUCUCCAAACUAUAUGGUCCUACGCUCGGCGGUAAAUUUGUGACGCUAUGUGUGGCGGUAUCUACUGCUUCCAAUCUAUUCGUCGUCAUAUAUGGCACCUCUCGGAUGAACCAGGAGUUUUUCAGGGAAGGAUAUUUACCCUUCAGUAAGCAGAUGGCCAGUAACUGGCCAUGGGGUUCUCCUCUACCAUCGCUGUUGUGUUGCGGGUUAAUUACUGUCGCGUGGCUAUGCUUUCUACCCCCAAGCGGCGCAGCAUAUGACUAUUUGGUUAACUUUGAGGGUUAUUCGAAACAGUUCUUCUUAAUGUUGAUUGCAAUCGGACUUUUUAUAUACAGGCACAGACAUCCAGAUAUUGUCGCAGAGAUUAGGGCGUCUAUGAUCGGCGUGGCAUUUUUAGCGGUAAUAUCGGUAUACUUAAUGGUUGGCCCUUUCUUUGGUGACCAAUCAGGAAACGUUGUAGGUUGGCUACCACCAUAUCAAAUCACCACGCUUUUAAUGUUCCUCGUAUGUUUCCUUUAUUGGCUACUAAAGUUCGUUCUCCUACCGCGACUAUUAGGCUAUAGGCUACAGGCUUUGAUAGUAACCUUAUCUGAUGGCCUAGAGAUUAAAAGGUGGAGAAGACGAUAUUCUAAACAGGCCUCUAUAUAA
Messenger RNA from Eremothecium gossypii ATCC 10895, 1650 nucleotides. It is a transcript of the gene MUP3, whose product is annotated as Mup3p. Gene Ontology annotation, cellular component: membrane. Gene Ontology annotation, molecular function: L-amino acid transmembrane transporter activity. The coding region runs from base 1 to 1650 and encodes 549 amino acids. Lineage: Eukaryota; Fungi; Ascomycota; Saccharomycetes; Saccharomycetales; Saccharomycetaceae. Gene Ontology annotation, biological process: amino acid transmembrane transport. The record is from RefSeq and is marked provisional. The transcript has a single exon.